Messenger RNA from Cuscuta campestris, 2591 nucleotides. NCBI's taxonomy places the organism in Eukaryota, Viridiplantae, Streptophyta, Magnoliopsida, Solanales, Convolvulaceae. The record is from the annotation of a GenBank genome assembly.
AUAACAAAUCGGGCUACAGGUGAUUCCACCUACAACCCUUUCGAUUACUCACACUUAACAUUUGCGUGGUAAUUUACUCCAUCAUAUUGGCGCCACCCGUGGGACCUAUUACAAAAAAGUCAUGGCCAGUAAUCAGGAAACCGUGAUCUCACAAAUUUCUACUCCCGCUAAGAAUGUCAUUUCAUUCUCGGGAGGAAGUUCCCAACCGUCAAGCCAGGUUCCUACCCCCAUCAUCACCAUUCCACCACCUAUCCCAUUCACUUCCCCCGUGAACCCUGUUCCCGUUUUUCCUUCAAAUUUCCCCGGACCCCUUGAUCCAAUGUACAGCCAGGCUCUUCAGAAUUUUGGACAUUUCAUGUCCAUGUUCCAGCAGCCAGGAGGGUUUUCACUUUUCAAUCCGGGAUUGUAUCCACAAUCCUCGCCUCAAACUAACGUCAUUCGCUCGAUCGUUCCGACAAACCUGAUCGGGGAGAUGGAUAAAGCUGGUCCAUCCCGGUCUAGAAAGAGCCGGUCCCGUAGGUCGCAGACAAAGGUGACCUUGGACGGGGAUGUGCGUUCAGUGCACAGCAAAGACGAGGAUUGGGACGUCCCCCAGGCGGUCAAGAAGUUGAAGGGAAAGGCAGUUCAGCCAGAAGGAUCUAGGAGGUCGGCCUUUCAGAGACUUGGCCAUGAUGGCCGAAAUCAGAACCGGUCAGCAAAAGAGCGGCUUGGGGUAGAAACCAUCCCAGCUAGUGCAUUUAAUCGUGCAGGGAGAGGAGCCGGACGACCUGGUCAGACCAGGCGAACGGAGCCAUCCCCACGCAAUGAGCCCCAGCACAGCCGGGCACCACGAGAGGAAGAAGCCGAAAGCCACCCCAGGCACACGACCCGUCCACAUGUUGAACAACCUCGGGAUCGUGUGGGCCGGGUCGAGGCACGUCUGGAGAAACUACAAUGUCGGGUAGACCGAGAAGAAAAGAAGAAGAUUCUGCUGAACGAAUCUCUGUUCACAGACCGGGUUCAUGAAACACCAUUUCCAAAGAAGGUGAAACUUGAAGUCCCGAAGUUCACCGGGAAGGAGGACCCGGAAAUUCACGUCAAAACCCUCCAUCAAAGUGGGCGGAUGAUGGGUCUUUCCGGGGAUGAGAAAUGUUUGCUUUUCUUUCAGACCCUCCGCGGCCGAGCCGCCGAGUGGUUUCAUAACUUACCGGCCGGUGAAAUCGAUUCUUUCGAUGAACUGGCUGAGGUGUUUCAAGAAAAGUUCAAAGAAAACUCAAUGUCCCUCCUUGUAUCCGGGCUCCGGUCCGGAGAACUAUACAAAGAAUUCUGCAGGAGGCCUCCCCAGUCCUAUCAAGAGGCCUAUAACACGGCCUGGGACUAUGCUGACGCUGAAGCCCAGGUGUCAUCCAAGAGGGAAGCCGAGCAGGGCCACUCAAAGGGAAAAGUUUCCUUGAAAAAGGAAAUUACAUUGCCCGGUAAGAUAAAAGCAGAAGUCAUGGAGGUAAAACCGGUCAAAACAAAGAAGAAACUGACCGGCGAGAAACAAUGGACGGAGAAGUAUUGCUCCUUUCAAAAAACUGAUUCCCAUAACACUGCAGAGUGUAAUAGUGUGAAGGGGGUAAUAAAGCAGAUGAUUUUGGCCGGUGAGAUUGAUCCUGAAUAUCUGGCCCAAGCUAAGCAAAAGAAGAACCAAUGGGUCAGACCAAAAGGACAACCGGCCGAGCAGAAUAAAAAGAAGAAAACCACUGGUAAAGAGCAUUUACAGGUCAUCUACGGUGGACCGGAAGGGGGAGAUUCUGCUUCCCAAAGGAAUAAGUGGGGGCGAGAACUCUACGUGGGGACGGUAGCCCUCCAUCCCCGGUCAAAACAAGCAAGACGGGAACCGAUCACUUUUACUGACCGGGACCUCCCCGCCACCGGAGAAGAUCACAAUGACCCCCUGGUUAUAACUAUGGACAUGGGUGGAGUCGAUGUCUCCCGGGUACUCGUUGACACGGGAAGUAGUGUCAACGUUUUGUACUUGGAUGCAUUUGAAAAGCUCAUGUUGUGUCGGACACGGCUUGAGCCCUUAAAGACUCCCCUAUCCGGGUUCACUGGGGACUCUGUUGAAGCUGAAGGGUCAAUCCUUCUUACUUCCCGCCGCCAUCGUCGUCGUUCAAUUGGAGCCGCCGUCGCCUUCCCCAGCCGGUCGCGCAAGCCAGACCGCCGUCGCCCGUCGCUGGAAGCCAGAGCGCCGCCGCUGCUUCCUUCGCCUCCAGCCGCCGUCGCUCACCGCCGUGAGCCAGUGCCGGUCGCUCAUCGCCGCCGCCGAGUUGCAGCGCCGCCGCUGCUUCCUUCGCUGGUAGCCGCCGCUCAGCGUCCCCGAGCCUCGAGCCGCCGUCGCCUGAGCUUCCAGUCACCGUCGCCGCAUCCGGCCGCUGCCCCGAGUUGAUAUCGCCGGCAGAUUAACCCCCACGCCGGAUAGAUUGGUCAAUUUCGUAUUUUGACUCGAUUUGACCCGUUCGGUUGAUUUCGUUGAUUUGUCUUCCGUUCGAGCUAUCGAUUCGAUUUCGACGUAAUCCAGGUCCGUACUAUGAAGUUAAUAGCAUUCAGAAUAGAUUUAAUGGUUUGGA